AAGGGCAGAAUGAGACUUUGCAGGAGAUUGUACUGUUUCUAAGCAAGUACAGUGAAGUAUUGAUACUGUUAGGACAGAAAAGUCGACACGGACCAGAAUUAAACAAACCAGUUUACUGGGAAUACCUUUUACUUUAUGUAAUGCUUUAUUGUUUUGCCCUCUUUUAAAAGGCGUGUGAUGUUGAGCUCAGGUGUUUAGAAGUGACAGCUUUCAGAAUAGUCUAGCUGGCCAGGUUAACUCUGUAAGCUAACAUGGCCAGACGCAAAACUAAAAAGCUCAUCAUUGAAGACGAUUUACUUGCAGAUGAGCCAAAGCAAGAUGCAGAUGAGCUGAAUCCUUUUUCUUUCAAGGAGUUCAUCAGAAACAAGAACCAGCAGUCUUGCACUACAGAUGUAGAUGAGGCAUAUGGUGGCACUUACCAAGUUGAGCAGGACUGUAACUCCUCUAUAGGCUUUACUCCCAAGGAGCAAUUCUUCACAGACCCCUCUGUCCUCUCACAGCCUUCUGAGAGCCAACCUGAGGAGAGAUGGACUGAGACUGAAGAGCCUCAAGACAUUGAACUGUGUGGGACUUUAGACCUCAGUGCUUACUCUGAACAGUCAUCCCUGUGCAGUGAGGAGAGGGUAGGGAAUGUAACUGAAUGGGAAGUGGAUGAGUUUGACUUCCUGCCAAAGAACCACUUAGCCAGAAGCAGCACUGGAAGCUAUGAGGGUGAUGAAGAGAUUUCAGUUAUUGAUAUUUCCAUCCAUCCUAAGAAGAGCGAUGCUAAAAAUGGGACAAGGAAUCCCCAACAGUUAUAUUUUUUGAAAGAAGAGAAUUCUCUACUUAGAAAGCAAGUCAAAGAACUUCUUAGAAGAUCAGAAACUGACUCUAAAAGGAUCAAACAUCUCACAGAUGAGCUGCACAACAAGAAGUUGCAGGAUGAGAGAGAGGCUAAAGCUCUGGAGACAAUGGUGCAGUCAGUAGAACAAAACCUUCAGUUAAUGACGAAGCGGGCUGUCAAGGCUGAAAACAGUGUUUUAAAAUUGAAACAAGAGAUACAACUACUCCAGAGCCAGCUUGAAGGAUAUAAAAGUGAAAAUGAAAGGCUUAGAUGUGGAGAAACCACUGCCUUAACCACAAUGAGACACAAUGCACAAGUGGCCUCUGAGUACCUUAACAAAGCAGCUCAAGAUGCAGAGACCUCUAUCAAGCAGUUGCUGACAGGAAGAGAGACAUUAUGUCUUGUAUCCCAGUUGUUGACGUCCAUUGACAAGAUCACAGAGAUUCAGAAUUAAUUUUUUUUUUUUUUUUGGCAUCCAAA
Molecule: messenger RNA, 1303 nt
Organism: Myxocyprinus asiaticus (Chinese sucker)
Lineage: Eukaryota; Metazoa; Chordata; Actinopteri; Cypriniformes; Catostomidae
Product: endosome-associated-trafficking regulator 1-like
Exons: 8
Coding region: 252-1277 (341 amino acids)
Biological process (GO): positive regulation of cilium assembly; regulation of cytokinesis; positive regulation of protein localization to cilium
Cellular component (GO): centrosome; midbody; ciliary basal body
Source: RefSeq, a predicted model, not a curated record